UUUUUGUUGCUUCUUGUUCUUGUUGUGUUUGACAGCUAUUACGAUACGCCGAUCUUAACACCACAGAAUGCAGCCACCUGGUGGUGAUCCAGGUCCAACAGCAGCAGCACCAGCAGCAACAGCAACAGCAACAGCAACAGCAACAGCAGCACCAGCACCAGCACCAGCAACCGCUCAGAUUGACAUUGACAGGCGAUUCGCAUCAGCAGCUGAACCACCACCCCGACCGCCGUUCCAGCCUCUCGUGCAGUACCACCAUCACCACCACGACCACCACCACCACCCAGCCUCAGCGUCUCCACAAGGACAGGGACAGGGACAGGGACAGGGACUGGGACUGGGACUGGGACAGCGACCACCCGGAGCGCCGCCGCCCGCCAUGCCGCCUUCCACCGCUCCGGCGCGCCCGCCCGGCCCGGGGCUGUCGUCGUCCCUAUCAAUAGGAGCACCGCCGCCGCCGCCGCCGCUGUCCGCAGGUGGAUCGCUGCCGCACCUGGCGCGGGGCAUGGCGGCGGUGGUGUCGAGUUCGUGGAGCUGGAUGCCGCCCCCGAGCACGAGCUACAGCAGCAGCAGCAGCAACCAUCACCCCAGUAGCAGCGUCGCACAGGGCAGCACCCAUGCUGCUCGCGAUGCAAACAGCAGCCACGGACAGCAGCACUACGGCGUUCCAGGCGCACUGCACGCUACAGCUUAUCAACCCCAGCAGCCCCAGCAACAACAGCAUCAGCAUCAGCAUCAGCAACAGAAUGCUCAGCAAUCCCAGCUAUCACAGCAUCAACAACCGCAUCCAUUGCAGCAGCAGCAGCAGCAGCAGCAGGGUCAGGCACCAAGCUCAUCAGCAGUAGUAGUAGUAGUAGCAGGGUCACUGGCGAAGAGUGGAUCAGACGACAUGGCGAUUGACAGGUCCACGGCACCAUCCGCAUCAGCAUCAGCAGCCCCCUUGGCAGCAGCCCCCUCAGCCAGCACACCAAGCACAGGCACUGCCGCCACCCCUGUGAUCAGCACCAGCACCGUCGACGGCAGCAGCAGCAGCAUCACCAGCGGCAGCACUGCUUACACAGACCAAGCGUUGAGGGAGCAGCAAUUCCUGAAAAUGGCGUCAGUCUACACGCAGCAGCUCAGGGAGAUUGGAAACGCGCUCGUCCAGGUGGACAAGACGCUCGCUGCGCGGUCUGCCGUCGCGGAUUCGAAUUUGAGCAUGCUGCUUCGUGCAUGCGCAGAGCAUAUCGACACUGCAUCAGCAGAACGGGAAAACACUACCAGGGCGUCACCUGCGGGCGCUGCUUCAGACAUUCCUGCCUCGUCUUUUGGGGCCGAGCGCAGAAAUCUGGAAGCGAGCGACACUGAAUCCGAUGGCACUCCCUCCAAACGAGCACGGUUGGACAAUGGCUGGUCCGCCACGUCUGCUGGCAAUAAUAAUAACAACAACAGCAGCAACAACAACAACAACAACAACAACAACAAUCCUCUGCCUCCACCUCCACCCGGAAUGUCUGCUUACCCACCGCCGCCACACGCCAUGCAAGCCCCGCCCCAACCAAUGCAAAUGGCGUACGCUUCCAAUUAUUCGGGACAUCCCUACUAUAUGCCCUCCCCUUACCCAGACCAGUCAAUGCCAUACAACUACUCCUAUGGCAUGUAUCCGCCCCCUCCUCACUAUUAUCCUAGUCAGUACGGGCCACGCUCCAUGCCACCUCCUCCUCCUCUUCAUCACCAGCAGCAUCCUUAUCCCUAUCAGCAACCAAUAAUGCAGCACCCUGUCAGUCAGCCUGUCCCGCCUGUCCACCACACUCAUGCAGAGUACAAGCCGACGCACGCGUCCGCGAACUCUGUCGCCGCCGCCGCCACCGCGGCGCCCACUGUGGUACCUGCUGCGCCGACGUCCGAUGGCGCUCACAAGACGAAGCCAUUGCCCACCGAUCCUCCUCACACGAACAAACCUGGUUCUUCCAACGAGAGCGAACGGGUUAUCGAGAAACCGGCCUCGUCCGAAUCAACUCAGCCCCGAGACAAUGUCCAACACCCGCCGCCGCAGUCGGGAGGACAGCAGCAGCCGUCGCAAGCACAUCACCAGAACGGGAGCGAGGCCCCCGUCACACCAAACACGCUUCCGCACGCCUCCACCUUCCUCGACUCCCCUCGUGGAGCUGGUAAAUCUCCUCGCGAGGACGGUCCCAACCCAGACCCUUCCAAUGGCGCCAAGAUGGAACAGCUUGCAGAUCCGACACAGCCAGUGCAGCUUGGCGAUCCAAUGUACUCUCACUUUUCGGUCAAGCAAGCCAAGGCCGAGCCGAAAAGCUCGUCCGAGUUUCACUUUACCUGGUCAAAGGACGGCCAGCACACUGUGCUCACCCGAGGCCGGUCGAAACAACGCCCCAAUCUUUCCCGCGAGGUGGUUGAGGUGUUGAAGAAUUGGCUGUUUGCGCAUUCUUCGCGCCCUUAUCCCUCUGAUGUUGAAAAGACAGCCAUGAUGGCCGAAACUGGCAUUUCGCUGUUACAGCUCAACAACUGGUUUAUCAAUGCUCGACGCCGGCUGUUGCAAAAGCCUGAUUGAUUUGCUCCAAUGGCUUUUUUUAGUACUCAAGCUUCCCGUAACGCCGAUUACUUGUCUGGUUUACGAUCUGCUACCACCAUAACUUCCCUAUUCGUUCUUGUUUUUGUUGAUGUCGUCCUUGUUCUAGUCGUAUUCUGUUGUUGUUGUUGUGCCCCUGCUUCCUCGCUCCACGAUCUCCAAUAUUUUGUUUCGAUAAUCUUCUCAUUUGUCGAUCAAUUGAGCCA
This is a messenger RNA of Capsaspora owczarzaki ATCC 30864, 2778 nucleotides long. RefSeq lists its product as hypothetical. Bases 68 to 2554 code for a protein of 828 amino acids. The transcript has 4 exons. Gene Ontology annotation, molecular function: DNA-binding transcription factor activity, RNA polymerase II-specific; RNA polymerase II cis-regulatory region sequence-specific DNA binding. Gene Ontology annotation, biological process: regulation of transcription by RNA polymerase II. Lineage: Eukaryota; Filasterea; Ministeriida; Capsasporidae. The record is from RefSeq and is a predicted model, not a curated record.